Molecule: messenger RNA, 2298 nt
Organism: Pongo pygmaeus (Bornean orangutan)
Lineage: Eukaryota; Metazoa; Chordata; Mammalia; Primates; Hominidae
Exons: 1
Coding region: 1430-2152 (240 amino acids)
Biological process (GO): chromatin organization
Cellular component (GO): nucleus; chromatin
Molecular function (GO): nucleosomal DNA binding
Source: RefSeq, a predicted model, not a curated record
UGUAAGAAUUGAAUCAGUUAAUACAUAAUGAAGUUCUGAGGAGAGUUCCUGCAUAGUGCAGUGCUGUGUGAGUGUUCACUUUGCAGUCAAAUCCUCUACCCCCUGAGUGUUCACUUUGUGUUUCUGUUUUUUGGAGGGUUUUUUGGAGAUGGAAUUGUGCUCUUGCUACCCAGGAUCGAGUGCAAUGACGGAAUCGGCUCACUGCAACCUCUGCUUCCCUGGUUCAAGCAAUUCUCCUGCCCCAGCCUCCCUAGUAGCUGGGACUACAGGUGCCUGCCACCAUUCCCAGCUAAUUUUUGUAUUUUCAGUUUCACCAUGUUGGUCAGGCUGCUUUUGAACUCCUGAUCUCAGGUGAUCCACCUGCUUCUGCCUCCUGAAGUGUUGGGAUUACAGGCGUGAGCCACUGUGCCCAGCCGUAUGAUGUCAUCUUAAGGAAUUAUGUCUGCAAAACCCUAUUUCCAAAUAAGGUUCCAUCUUGAGGUUCUGGGUUGACAUGAGUUUUAUGGGGGACCCCAUUCAACCUAAUUCAGCCUCCUCAUAGGGUUGUUGUGAGGCUUAAAUAUUAUAGUACAUUGCAUGCUUAUGAUUUUCAUCUGUUCAGUUCUUUUUCCUUUAUUUCCUGGCCUCCAAUUACAGUGAACCAGCCUUUGCCUUAGCACAUGUGUAUCCCUGUUACUCCAACCUUGAGGCUCUUGGGGACAUGUCUGGUGUCUGCUUAUUGGCAGCUAAGGUGAACUCUGAAGAGAGAGGAUCAUACCUAGGAUAGUAUUUUCCCCAGAACCUGGACCAGGGCUGGAGGUGAGGAACAGGCUGCCCAUCUGCUGGGGCCCCUCAGACCAUUUCAGCUGGAGUCUGGGACAGACCUAUUGGCCAGCGGAGCUCAAUGCCCUAACACUCCCCCAUUCAACCCUGUUUUGUACUCCUCAGACCUUAGGUUGGAGAUGAGAAGGAAGAACCAUACCCCAAAGCCAUUUGGGAGUGGCUUGGCUUGGCUUGGUGUAGGGCAGCGGUCCCCAGCCUUGUUGGCACCAGGGACCAGUUUCGUGGAAGACAGUUUUUCCACAGAGUAGGGAGGAGGCAGAUGCUUUCAGGAUGACUGUUCUACUUCGGAUGAUCAGGCAUUAGAUUCUCAUAAGGAGCACACAACCUAGAUCCCUCACAUGUGCAGUUCAUAAUAGGGUUUGAGCUCCUGUGAGAAUCUAAUGCCACCCCUGACUCAACAGGAGGCGGAGCUCAGGUGGUAAUGCUCACUCACCUGCUGGCUCACCUCCUGCUGUUUGGCCCAGUUCCUAACAGGCCACAGACCGGUACCACUCUAUGGCCCGGGGAGUGGGGACCCCUGGUGUAGAGGAUGGGAGUGUGCUUGACUGGCUAAGGGGGGUUGGGUCUAGUUCCUCUUUGUAAGUACAAAUGCUGGGCUUUGCACACAAUGGUAAGAGGUUGCUGCCCCCACAUCCACUGUGCGUGUAUGGAGUUAUUUAUCCAGGCGUGGAUGGGGCAGAGUGGAGGAGGCAUAGUGGGGAUUGCACUGAUUCAUCACGUGGCUUCUAUCGGGUCCAGCUCACAGCCAACGUACAGAGCAAAGAUUGACCUCGUCGCCUUGCCAGCCAUCAGCAGGGGCAUGAGAAGUGCUGGCAUGCUGGCACAGCCUCUGGGGAAAGCAGUUUGGCCACAUAUUCAGGUCUACCAAUUUUACUACACUCUAACCUGGGAAUUCCAUUUCUUGAGACUGUCUAAAGAAUCCAUCCUGGGCGGGAGGAGUGGCAGCGGCCAGGCAGCCCAGUUUCGUAAAGGCUGUCAGCGCGCCGCAGCCCACAGACACCCAGCACGUGCCCUCCCUGCCGCCAGGAUGCCCAAGAGGAAGGUCAGCUCCGCUGAAGGAGCCACCAAGGAAGAGCCCAAGAGGAGAUCGGCGCGGUUGUCAGCUAAACCUCCUGCAAAAGUGGAAGCAAAGCCGAAAAAGGCAGCAGCGAAGGAUAAAUCUUCAGACAAAAAAGUGCAAACAAAAGGGAAAAAGGGAGCAAAGGGAAAACAGGCCGAAGUGGCUAACCAAGAAACUAAAGAAGAUUUACCUGCAGAAACCGGGGAAACGAAAACUGAGGAGAGUUCAGCCUCUGAUGAGGCAGGAGAGAAAGGAGCCAAGUCCGAUUAAUACCAUAUACCAUGUCUUAUCAGUAGUCCCUGUCUCCCUUCUUGUACAAUCCAGAGGAAUAUUUUUAUCAACUAUUUUGUAAAUGCAAGCUUUUUAGUAGCUCUAGAAACAUUUUUAAGAAGGAGGGAAUCCCACCUCAUCCCAUU